Molecule: messenger RNA, 2148 nt
Organism: Colletes gigas
Lineage: Eukaryota; Metazoa; Arthropoda; Insecta; Hymenoptera; Colletidae
Product: zinc finger protein 883-like
Exons: 9
Coding region: 1-2148 (715 amino acids)
Biological process (GO): regulation of transcription by RNA polymerase II
Cellular component (GO): chromosome
Molecular function (GO): chromatin insulator sequence binding
Source: RefSeq, a predicted model, not a curated record
AUGACCGAUGGCUCAAUUCUGAUGGACGAGCUAGCAGCUUUGGAGUUCGCAGACACCAAGAGCUUCGAACCGGUACCGAUAGCCUACAAGCCCCAUAUUCCACGCGCUCCUCGCGGGCUGCAAACGCAACAUUACAUGUGCGGGGAGUGUGGAAAGGGGUACAAAUGGAUGGCGAACCUGCGCAGACAUCAAAGACUCGAAUGCGGAAAGCUACCAAAGUAUCACUGUCGAAUGUGCAGGAAAGACUUUUACCGGAGAUACGAAUUGACCAAUCAUUAUAACACCAAGCACACCGUGAGCAACAGCCUCUACGGGAACGAAAACACGACGCAGAAGGAUUCGACGACCACCUGGCCGGACCUCACGAGUUUGAGGGCGUCAGGCAAUCAGGCGGAUCGGUUGAACGAGUGGUUCGUGAAGGAAGAGAUCAAGUACGAGAUGCCGCAAUCUCUGUACCAGUACGUAGCCAGCAAUUACGAAAUGCCGAAAGCGCAAGAACGGAAAAAGCCGACGAAGAACGUCGUCUGCGAGGAAUGCGGCAAAAGCGAGUGUAUGGAGGUGAUCGCGGAGAAGGGCCAAGAGGACGACGCGGACGUUUGCGAGGUCUCGUUCCACGGGCAGCUGCCAAUGAGCUACCUGCUGUGCGACUCGUCCAUACUGAGCACCGCAGAGACGAGCGUGGCGCAGAAAAACGUCAAGUCCCACCAGCAGUUCCGUUGCGACGGUUGCGGCAGAACUUACACGCGAAUGGACAGCCUGAAACGACACCAGGGCAAGUGCGACGCUUCGUUGGAGAAGCUGCAAGAGGAGGUCGAGUGGCUUCAUCGGCAGAAGUUUUAUUGCAAUCAGUGCGGAAAGGGUUACAAAAGGUUGGACACCUUGAGGAGGCACCAGAGGCUCGUCUGCGUCGACAAAGACAGCGCCUCCGGCGGUGCCGAGGAGGCCCGUGUGUACGACGCGUUGUGGAUGAUGGAGAAGAAGGCACGAUACCUAGAAGAACGUAGACAGUUCGUUGGGAAAUACGCGUCGAAAGACGCGGGUGAAUCGACGGAAACAUCGGGCAUGGGUCGACGUUACGGGACGCAUUUUUAUGGCGACGUUCUCCAAGCCGAACACGUCUGCACGGCUUGCGGGAAGAGGUACAAAUGGUUGGACAGCUUGAAGAGGCACACCAGGGUCGACUGCGGCAACAAGGAGAAGAAAUUCUCGUGUCACAUGUGCGACAGGAAGUUUAAAUAUCGAUACGAGAUGCGAAAUCACAUCGUCGCGCACCACGGAAAACAAUGGUACAUACUGGAUGGUCGCGUCGCGUCGCGAAUCUUGUCGAGUCUUCAAGUGGCGAACGUCCAUCCAUGCCAGUGCGGAAAGGUUUACAAGCACAGUAGGAAUUUAAGAAGACACCAGUCCACGGAGUGCAGCCAAAACAAGAAACGACAUUCGUGCGUUCAGUGCGGGAAACAUACGUUCUCCAUGUUGCAGCUGCCGUAUAGCAUAUCUACGGGACUGCAACCCUACGGUUCCGGUGCCAAUCAUCCCCAGCUCGAUAUGAAAUCGACGCGUUGCGACGGAAACACCAUGAACAUUUGUUUCGGUUGUGGAAAGAGAUACAAAUGGAGGGACAGCUUGCUGAGGCACCAAAGGGUCGAGUGUGGUAACAAGGAAAAGAAAUUCUGUUGCACACUGUGCCCGAAAAAGUUCUACCACCAGUACAAAUUGAACGAACAUUACCAGGACCGGAACUACUCGCCAGGUGCAGCGAUCGACUGGUACUAUCAGUACCAGACACUGUACUUGCGGAUGAUGGCGGAGAAUCAAAUGGCGGAGAACGUGGCAGCCACGGAGAACAACGAGUGCCCUGGCAAGGAGCAAGACUCCGAGAGUUGCGCCAACGAGCCGAUCGUCCUCGAGAAAACGUCGGAGAAGAGGUUCAACGAGGGCUCGAGAAAUCACGCGACGUUCGGGCCGCGGGAUUCGUCGGAGUAUUCGUGUCCGCGGUGCGGAAACGCUUACGUAAGACUCCAUUCGUUGAACAGGCAUAUCAAGUUCGAGUGCGGCGUAGAGCCGAGAUUCGAGUGCCCCGUGUGCCACAAGAAAUCCAAGCACAAGCAUAACUUAAUACUGCACAUGAGAACGCAUCAGAAAUCUUGA